AUGGGAAAUUUAUGCUGCGGACAAGAUGACGACAAAAGGAACGAAAUCGGUAAAAUAACGGAAGAAGAAGGUAUUGCUCCAUCGAGAAAUCGAAGAUGUACGGAUACAAUAUGUCUGGUGACAAUGCCCCUAUUUUUACUUUCAGUGUUGAUGCUCGUCGGGUAUUGUGCAAUAUUCACAGACAUAGCACGAGUGACGAACGGUUAUGAUAAUUGUGCAAAUGUUUGCGGUAAAAUAACGCCGCCGGAUAAAAAUCCAAAAUAUUCUUGCAAGGGUGCGGAUCUCACGUCGAAACCAUUGCUCCUGGUCAGAGGAACCGGGAAACACAUCGUCAAUCCUGUGCAUUCCCGACGGGAAUGCGUGAGCGAUUGUUCCGUUUACAAAGGAUUCCGGCAAUUCAUAACCAGAUGCAUUCCUUUUAACGACGGUGACGUUUUAAAGGGUGGCCUGGAGAGAGCGACCAAUUCUUUGUCUUUCGUCGGACUCUCGGAUUUUCUCGAAGAAACGUCCGAAGAUUUACAACUCUGCUGGAGGGAAAUGGUAUACAUGUGCCUGAUAGCUCUCGCUUUUUCUUUUAUUCUUUUGCUCCUGUUUCGUUACGUCAUAGGAUUCGUUAUUUGGUUCGUUUUGAUAGGAGUCGUAGUUACCAGUAUUUUAGCCACGUGUUACUUAUGGUACAUUUACAAAAUAGCAAACGAUCAACUUAAAGAAUCAGAAUUUCCAAGCGAUUUCGACAGCGGAAAAGUUCAUUCUUAUUUAGUUUUUGCGAUAACGUGCACCGUUGUGUGUCUCAUAGUCAUUCUCAUCAUUUUCGUCAUGAGAAAAAGAAUCAAUCUUUUGGUGAGAUUGUUUAAAGAAGCUGGAAAAGCCGUCAGGAAAAUGCCUUUUCUUUUGUUUCAGCCAUUAGUGUCUUUUUGGGUUCUCGCCAUCGCCAUCGGUAUUUGGGUAUUUUUCACGCUCGUCAUUCAGGGUUCCGGUUACGUCGCUGAAAAAAGUCCGAAUAAUCUUUAUUAUAAGAAAUCCUUCGCCAUGAAAUUCGCGAGAUGGUACAAUUUAUUCGCGCUGUUUUGGAUAGUUCAAUUCGUCAUCGGGUGUCAGCACAUGGUCGUCGCCGGAGCCGUUUCCAAAUGGUUUUUCACAAGGGAUAAAAAAUCAUUGGGCUCGCCGGUCAUUCAAUCAUUUUCCAAUUUGAUACGUUUUCAUUUGGGAUCCGUUGCAUUCGGAUCAUUUUUCAUCGCAUUGAUACAAAUGAUAAGAACGAUUCUUACUUUCAUCGAGGAAAGAUGUAAAAAUUCCGAGAGCGAAUUUAUAAAAAAAAUCGCGAGCGCCGUGGAAUGUUGUCUGUCUUGUUUCGAAAGUAUUUUGAAAUAUUUUACGAGGACUGCUUACAUAGAAAUCGCAAUUCACGGCGUUAGUUUUUGCACGGGAGGAAAAAAAGCAUUCAGGUUAAUAAGUUCAAACGUAUUAAGAGUCGCAACAAUUAAUUCAGUCGGAGAUUUUAUAUUAUUUUUAGGAAAAGUAUUUGUUGUUCUAUCAACGGUUUUAAUUGGGAUUUUAAUACUCAAGUCUAAAGAAGGAGUCAUACACGUUUGGGUUCCCAUAACGUUAGCUGGAAUUUUCGCUUUUAUCGUGUCGCAUUGUUUCAUAACAGUUUACGAAAUGAUUAUCGAUUCCAUAUUCGUUUGUUUUUGCGAAGAUUAUGAAAUGAAUAACGGAGCGGAUAAACCUUAUUUCAUGAGCAAAGGAUUAAUGGAAUUUGUUCAGAAUAAUAACAGAUCGGUUAGUUAA
Messenger RNA from Pediculus humanus corporis (human body louse), 1788 nucleotides. RefSeq lists its product as uncharacterized. The record is from RefSeq and is a predicted model, not a curated record. Bases 1 to 1788 code for a protein of 595 amino acids. Gene Ontology annotation, cellular component: membrane. Lineage: Eukaryota; Metazoa; Arthropoda; Insecta; Psocodea; Pediculidae. Gene Ontology annotation, molecular function: transmembrane transporter activity. The transcript is spliced from 10 exons. Gene Ontology annotation, biological process: transmembrane transport.